Molecule: messenger RNA, 4301 nt
Organism: Sinocyclocheilus anshuiensis
Lineage: Eukaryota; Metazoa; Chordata; Actinopteri; Cypriniformes; Cyprinidae
Product: DNA ligase 3-like
Exons: 21
Coding region: 186-3221 (1011 amino acids)
Biological process (GO): lagging strand elongation; DNA recombination; DNA biosynthetic process
Cellular component (GO): nucleus; DNA ligase III-XRCC1 complex
Molecular function (GO): DNA binding; zinc ion binding; DNA ligase (ATP) activity
Source: RefSeq, a predicted model, not a curated record
UCAUGUGAUUUAAAGGGGACAGAACACAAUUCAGAACCGUGUUCUUUUUUCUUUUUUUUGCUAGCAUAUUAGUUAUUUGUUUUUAAAAUGAAAAUCGUUACGCAAGGAGCCUGGGGUCGUCUUGCAAUGAAAACUGAGAAAUCACCUCUGCUGUGUAAGAUGGAAACUCUCUUUUACUGAACUUUAUGCCCAGUCUUUGGCUUGGCAGGGCAGUGAGGACACUCAGCAGAUCAUCUGUGCCAAAACUUUGUAAGGAAACUUCAUUCAGAGCAACACUAAAUCAUCAGUCGCUCCAGUGCUCGAGGACUCUUAUAUUUUCGUGGGGCUUUGUGUCUAGCCCCAGUGGCAUCGUUUUCUGUGUGCCACAAAUUCGACAGUUUAGUCUCAGCUCCGGCUCUUAUUUCCACGUUUCUUGGCCUGAGUGGCGAAGUGAACGACCAGUCAUGGCAGAGCAGAGAUACUGUGUGGAAUAUGCCAAACGUGGCACGGCUGGCUGCAAGAAAUGCAAAGACAAGAUCAUGAAGGGGCUGGUCCGGAUUGGCAAGAUAGUGCCAAACCCUUUUAGUGAGUCUGCAGGGGAAAUGAAGGCGUGGUACCACGUGAAGUGCAUCUUUGAGAAGCUUGAGAGAGCACGCGCCACCACAAAGAAGAUCGACGACAUUACAGAGCUGGAGGGAUGGGAGGAACUUCAGGAUGAGGAUAAAGAACUAAUCAAUAAACAUGUUUCAGAACUGGCAGGCAAAGCCAAUGCAUCUCCAAAGAAGAAAGUGCAAGCAAAGUUAAACAACAGUGGGCAGCUGUCAGCACCGCUAGCUGAUCCAACAGUCAAUGCUCCUCGCAAGUUUUCUGGCUUCACAGCUAACAAGGCAGGUUCCUCUUCCUCCAGUCCUGGACCAUCUUCAGCCAAACCCACUCAGGGUAGCUCUUUAUCAGCUCAUCUAUGUGACCCCAACCAUAAAGACUGUUUACUGCGGGAGUUCCGCAAACUUUGUGCCUUAGUCGCAGAGAAGUCCAGCUAUAACGCAAAGACAGAGAUCAUCAGAGACUUCUUAACGAAAGGCUCUGGUGGAGACAAAUUCUGCGGAGAUUUGUACCUGACAGUAAAGCUUCUCCUCCCAGGAGUGGUUAAGAAUGUCUACAACCUCAGUGACAAACAGAUUGUCAAGCUUUUCAGCCGCAUAUUGAAUUGCAGUCAGGAUGAGAUGGUGCAAGACUUGGAACAGGGAGAUGUUUCAGAGACGGUGCGGAUAUUUUUCGAGCAGAGCAAGUCUUUCCCUCUAGCAGCCAAGAGUCUUCUGACUAUCCAAGAGGUGGAUGCUUCACUGAGCCGUCUAUCCCAACUCACAAAGGAGGAUGAUCAGCAGGCAGAGCUGCAGGACAUUGCUAAAAAAUGCACCGGAAAUGAUCUGAAGUGUUACAUUCGUUUGGUCAAGCAUGAUCUGAAAAUCAACUCUGGGGCUAAACAUGUUUUGGAUGCUGUGGACCCCAACGCCUAUUAUGCCUUCAAAGCCUCCCGUAACCUUGGUGACGUAAUUUACCGGGUGCUACGGAACCAGCAGGAUACUUUUAAUGGAACAGGGCCCAGAAAGAUCCUCAGCGUGGAGGCGUCUCUGAUGACCCCCGUACAGCCAAUGCUGGCAGAAGCAUGUAAGUCCAUUGAGUAUGCCAUGAAGAAGUGUCCUAAUGGGAUGUAUUCUGAGAUCAAGUAUGAUGGUGAGCGUGUGCAGGUCCAUAAGAACGGCAAUCACUUCAGUUACUUCAGUCGAAGUCUCAAACCAGUACUCCCACACAAGGUCGCACAUUUUAAAGAUUUCAUACCGCAGGCAUUUCCUGGUGGCCAUAGCAUGAUCCUUGAUGCUGAAGUUCUUCUUAUUGAUACAAAGACUAGCAAACCGCUGCCUUUUGGGACUCUUGGAGUACACAAGAAAGCAGCUUUCCAGGACGCUCAAGUGGGUCUGUUCGUGUUCGACUGCAUUUAUUUUAAUGGUGUCAGUCUCAUGGACAAGCCUCUCUGUGAGAGAAGAAAGUUUCUCCUUGACAAUAUGGUGGAAGUUCCUAACAGGAUUCUUUUCUCAGAAAUGAAGCAUGUCACGAGAGCUGCUGACCUGGCAGAAAUGAUCACACGUGUCAUCAGAGAAGGACUGGAGGGGUUGGUUCUGAAGGAUAUCAAGGGACAUUAUGAACCAGGCAAACGACACUGGUUGAAGGUGAAGAAGGACUAUCUGAAUGAAGGAGCAAUGGCGGACACCGCUGACCUUGUGGUGCUUGGAGCUUUUUAUGGCAAAGGCUCAAAUGGUGGAAUUAUGUCCAGUUUCCUCAUGGGAUGCUAUGACCCAGAAUCCAAGAAGUGGUGCACUGUGACCAAGUGUUCAGGAGGCUAUGACGACACCACGUUAGCCAGACUGCAGAAGGAGUUGGACGUUAUCAAAAUUGGCAAGGAUCCAAGCAAGAUCCCAGGAUGGUUGAAGAUCGUCAAGAGCUAUUACCCAGAUUUCAUUAUCCGAGAUCCAGAAAAAGCACCAGUUUGGGAAAUAACAGGAGCAGAGUUUUCCAAAUCAGAAAUGCACACUGCAGAUGGCAUAUCCAUCCGCUUCCCACGAUGCACUCGAAUGCGAGACGACAAGGAUUGGAAGACUGCCACUAACCUUCAGCAGCUCAAGGAGCUGUAUCGUAUUUCAAAGGAGAACUGUGAUUUUGAGGUGACAGCUGGUCCGUCCAAAACUAGCCAAAAUGACAAGAGCUCCUCAGGAGGCGAGAGUGGAGGAAGCUCUCCCUCUAUAUCUCAUGGAGCUUCCACAGCUAACAAGACCAAAAACGGUCAUACUCCCAAAGCAAAGGCAGUGAAAACCGAAUCAUCUUCGCCAGCAGUUAAGAGGAAACUACCCACAGAGAAACAAGAUGCCAAGAAGAUAAAAACCGAACCUGUUUACAGCAAUGGACAAAGCAAAUUGCAGACCGUUCAAACAACUGACACAAAGAAUGAAAAGACACUACUGGACAUUUUCACAGGUGUGAAGCUCUACCUCCCAGAGUCAGUGCAGGACUUUGAGCAGCUUCGGCGCUACUUCCUAGCUUACGAUGGAGAUCUGGUGCAUGAGUAUGACUCCGUUUCAGCCACACAUACACUGGGAGAGCCAGAGGACGACAGUCCGGCUCAGAGGGUCACCUCUAACUGGAUCUGGGAAUGCAUCCGAAAGAGGAGGGUGGUUCCUCCAAGCUGAAUGAGGUAGAGAGACUGCAGGAAGGACACUACCACUAAGCUCAGGCAUUUUGUCCUAUAAUGACAUUGUUCAUUACAGAACAUUAAACCUAUUUCAUCAGACCUGCAGCUACAGCAUUAAUGCUGUCGUUCAUGACAGAGUUGAAUAAACAUUUUUUAAAAGGUGUCACAAACUCAUGUUUUUGUUCGCUUUACCACAUUGUGGUAUUACACACAUUGUACUAGAAAACAGUCAGUUUAAUAGCUUUUCAAGUUGGUUUUGAUAUUAUUUUUCUCUAUGAAUUUGCAUAUUUAUAAUUUUUAAACUGUUUUCGGUGUCAUUGACUAGUGCUGCCACUCAUUUCAUAAGCAUAUUCUUGAAAGAGCUCAAUACAUGUAAUGAUUUUGAUGACUUCAUCGUGAUAGUGUCAUUUAUCUGUUUUGAAAAGGAUGUUUGUAUGGAGUACGCUCUUGGGCACAGGACGAUUGAUUAACAAUACAAUAGUAACAGCCAUAAGGCAUGAUUGUGGAAUGAAUAAUUGUGUAGAGUAAAUUGGGUAAGAGCCCUCUAGCUGGUAGUAAUAAUGGUAGCUGGUAAUGGUAGUUGUGUGUAAUUUCAACUGUUACAAUCAUUCUAAUUAAAACAAGCCUUUUAUGAACAAAGAAAUUGAUUCGUGCCUGAAUAGAGUCGGUCUAGCGUGCAAUGGGGGAGUGAUUGUGUGAGUGUCUGUAUAACAUGAGGACAAUUUUAAGCAUUGGAUUUGUUCUCCUUGUCUAAUCCGGAAGGUGCACUCAGUCAUUUUUGGAGUUAUACUGACACACAGAGGUGAGAUGCAGAAUAAUGCAAAAAGUAUUUUGUUUUUCCAUUGAAAAUGGUUAGUGGGGUUCAUUUUUACUGUUGGUACUGAGGAAAACAAAUCUAUUUUUAAGAGAUAAUCAUUUCCCAGUUUGAUUUAGAAAAUAAAAAGAUGGCAACUAUGCAGUUUUUAACAAAAAAAAAAAAGAAUGCAAGUUCUUUUUGACUUCAUUAAACAGGACAUUUACAAAAGUUAAUUAAAAAAAGAACUUAUCACUUGUCAAAGACCACAACGGAAACAUUUUG